Messenger RNA from Trachemys scripta elegans, 5964 nucleotides. RefSeq names its product thimet oligopeptidase 1 (gene THOP1). Gene Ontology annotation, molecular function: metalloendopeptidase activity. The record is from RefSeq and is a predicted model, not a curated record. Gene Ontology annotation, cellular component: mitochondrial intermembrane space. Lineage: Eukaryota; Metazoa; Chordata; Testudines; Emydidae. Gene Ontology annotation, biological process: peptide metabolic process; proteolysis. The coding region runs from base 131 to 2188 and encodes 685 amino acids. The transcript has 13 exons.
CCCCUCCCCACUUCUGUGGCUGAGCAGGACCCAGAGCCAGUUCCCGUGCGUGGGGCUGCGCCGCGCUGCUCGGACUGGGGCGAGCUCGGUAGUAGGAUCAGGCCCGCUGGAUCCGCCCUUCCCGCACGCCAUGGCUCCCCCCACAGGUAAUGUUGUGGACAGCCAGUCCCACAGACCCCCAGUGAACCGACUAAGAUGGGACCUGACAGCAGAGCAAAUAGAAAACAUGACUGUGGAGCUCCUAGAGAGGACCAAGCAGGUGUAUGACCGGGUGGGCUCCCAGGAGCAGGGGGAGGUCUCCUAUGAAAAUACCCUCAAAGCUCUGGCUGAUGCGGAGGUGGAAUAUACAGUUCAGAGGAACACGCUGGACUUCCCCCAGCACGUCUCCCCUCACAAAGCUAUCCGCACGGCGAGCACGGAGGCGGACAAAAAGCUCUCGGAUUUCGACGUGGAGAUGAGCAUGAGGCAGGACGUGUACCAGAGGAUCGUCUGGCUCCAGGAGAAGGCGGAAAGUGCUUCCCUGAGGCCUGAAGCGAAGAGGUAUCUAGAGAGGCUGAUUAAACUGGGUAAACGAAAUGGCCUUCACCUCCCGGAGGAGACGCAGGAGAAAGUCAAAGCCAUUAAGAAAAGGCUAAGCCUGCUCUGCAUCGACUUCAACAAGAACCUGAACGAAGACACCACCUACCUGCCCUUCUCCAAGGAGGAACUGGGGGGGCUCCCCGAGGACUUCCUGAACUCCCUGGAGAAGACAGAGGACGGCAAGCUGAAGGUCACCCUGAAGUACCCGCACUAUUUCCCCCUCAUGAAGAAAUGCUACGUGCCUGAGACGAGGAGGAAGGUGGAGGAAAUGUUCAACUCCAGGUGCAAGGAGGAGAACUGCUUGAUCCUCAAGGAGCUGGUGGACCUGCGGGCUCAGAAAUCCGACCUCCUGGGCUUCGACACUCACGCUGAUUUCGUGCUGGAAAUGAACAUGGCGAAAACCAGCAAGACCGUGGCUUCCUUCUUAGAUGAGCUGGCCCAGAAGCUGAAGCCCCUGGGGGAGAAGGAACGGGCCGUGAUCCUGGACCUGAAGAAGAAAGAGUGCCAGAAGCGGGACUUGGAGUUUGACGCCCGCAUCAACGCCUGGGACAUGCGCUACUACAUGAACCAGGUGGAGGAGACCAAGUACAGCGUGGACCAGAACCUGCUGAAGGAGUAUUUCCCCAUGCAGGUGGUCACUGCUGGCCUGCUGGAUAUCUACCAGGAGCUGCUGGGCUUGAGCUUCCACCCGGAGGAGCACGCCCAGGUCUGGCACGAGGACGUCCAGCUCUACUCGGUGAAGGACAUCGCCUCGGGCAAGACCAUCGGGCAAUUCUACCUGGAUUUGUACCCCCGGGAGGGGAAGUACGGGCAUGCGGCCUGCUUCGGCCUGCAGCCGGGCUGCCUGCUGCCGGACUCCAGCCGUCAGAUCUCCGUCGCUGCCAUGGUAGCCAACUUCACCAAGCCCACGCCGGACGCGCCGUCCCUGCUGCAGCAUGACGAGGUGGAGACCUACUUCCAUGAGUUCGGCCAUGUCAUGCACCAGCUCUGCUCACAGGCAGAGUUUGCCAUGUUCAGCGGGACCCACGUGGAGCGGGACUUUGUUGAAGCCCCGUCUCAGAUGCUGGAGAACUGGGUGUGGGAGAAGGAGCCCCUGGUGCGCAUGUCCAAACACUACAAAACCGGCAGCCCCAUGCCCGACGAGCUGCUGGAGAAGCUCAUCCAAUCCAGGCAGGCGAACACAGGGCUGUUCAACUUGCGUCAGAUCGUCCUGGCAAAGGUGGACCAGGCCCUUCACACCCAGACGAAGGCAGACCCCGUGGAGGAGUACGCCCGGCUGUGCGAGGAGGUGCUGGGCAUCCCCGCCACCCCAGGUACGAACAUGCCGGCCACGUUUGGCCACCUGGCUGGAGGCUACGAUGCCCAGUACUAUGGCUACCUCUGGAGCGAAGUGUAUUCCAUGGACAUGUUCCACACGCGCUUCAAGCAUGAGGGGAUCAUGAACUGUAAGGUGGGCAUGGAUUACAGGAACUACAUCCUGCGUCCCGGAGGGUCCGUGGAUGCGUGUGACAUGUUGAGGAGGUUCCUGGGUCGAGACCCCAAGCAGGAUGCCUUCCUGGCCAGUAAAGGACUGAAGGUUGAGUCCAGCUCGCUGCCUUCAGCCUGCUGAAAACCCGCCCGCCGCCCUGUGAGUAGAGCCAGCUCCUGUGUCUGCGAACCCAUCGUCCUGAGCCAGAGAACCAGGCAGCACCAGAUUCCUCUGUCGUCCAAACACCCGCCGGGUGGGCUGACACCGCGGCUGCUCUUCGUCCCCAGAGCGAACGUAGGGCCUCCGGCAGAGGGGUUUAGAUCCGGCGCUGCCAUUUCCCCUCUCUGGAAUGACAGCCGUGCCACGGGGCGGGCGGUGCAAUCUGUUACCCUUUGGCGCGGCGUGUGUGUGCGUGUGUGUGUGUGUUAUAAGUAGCCCAUACAAAUUGGCUUGAAGCUGAAACUUUGCACCCAGAGGGUCUGCACCAGGGUGCAGCUCGAGAGAGGGGUGUGGGGUGUGUUUAAAAAUUGGAUUCACCAUUUUAGAAGUGGCACCAUUGUUUAAGAGCUGAGACUUCCCCAGCCCUCAGCUUGUUUUGUGCCCGAAGGUAAAAUCACGGCUCUGAUCGUAAAACAAACGACUAGAGAGGGAACUAAAGGGCAGGGCGGAUUUGGGCUCGGUCUCCUCUCCAGUGGGCAGAUUGGAAACCUCCGAAUAAACCCAUCUGCGAGGCCAAGGUGUAAAAAGCCACGAAGUGCACCUGCGCUAUCUUAAUAGCCUUGCUCACCCCAAAAGGAAUAUUCCCCUCCACACUACAAGCCUGCUGGGCGAGUGGGGGGUUAGUCCCCUCCUGCCCCAGCAUCACCACCUGGGUCGAGGAGACUCGGCUCAGAACUUCCCCCGUUUUGUUUUGAUCAAAGCGAAUGCAAUUCCAGCCCAUGUCAGAAGGGGGCGCUGUCCCCUCUCCUCUUCCUCCCCUAGUGCGUGAGUGUUUCAGAACUGGAAGGGACCCCAUCCUGCAAAGGUACCAAGCGCCCUCUUCUGGGCGGUCAAUACUUUGCAAGCUCGGAUGCUAACAACGCCGGGGGGGCGUCAAUAUUGUAACAUUACCGGGCCGCUGCAUCUCCGGUCCAGGAAGCUGGGGCCACAGACACACGACAGCAAUGUGGCCCGCAGGGAUACAAAGACCUAGGGGCCUAGUAACCUGGCUAGGGAUCCUUUAAUGUCCGCCUGGGGAGCUGGUGAAAGUCAGCCGACUCAGGGCCCUGUGCACUGCAGAGAAACCUGCGAGAGCAGCGACUCCAUCCGCCCUUGGGUACGGCCUAGCGCAGAGGCCAGUGCUAGCACCCUGUGCCUCCCUCGCUGACUAGCCGCUUCUCGCCUGCUUGCAGGCUGUCGUCAGAGGCGUUGGUCUCCCCCUGCAAUCCAGGCGUCUGGCAGUGGGUCGCUCAGACCCUUGACUGACUGACGCAUCUGUUACGAAACGCUCCAUAGGCUGUGGCAGUGAAUCACUCCCUCCUCCCCUGCCCCGAGAUGGCUAACUGCUGUCUUCGCUCAUUUCAGCAAGGUCCCUUUCUGGUCUAGUGUGUUGCUGUGCUGUGUAAAACCAAGCAGGGACUCGAUUCAGCUCCUUCUUGUACAAUGAUCUAGCUGAGUUGCAUCAUCUACUCUCCCCCCUGCUUCUCCUCAGGGACGGUAGAAAACCACGGCAGACUCUGGCUAAAACUGUUCUUCUUCCUCCAGAUCUGAAAUUUCGUACUACUUGAGUCCUACUCUUGUAUAGUUUAAUACUAGAUGUAAGACAGGGAGAGUCGUUGGAAAUAUUUAUUAGCUGCUUAAUGUCAAUUACUGCUGCUGCUGGACCCAGUGUUACAGAACUGCCAGGCAGGAAUCUCACCUACUUCUUUUAGCGGAUGCACUUUGAAGCAUCGCUUUUAAGGACUGGAGCAAAGCGUGAAUUCACUUAAAUGGUCCAAGCCUCCCACUAGGGUAAGAUUUGAUGGGUAAAUUGAUUCUUAUCCACACCCCUUUUUCUCUGUGCUUAUGCCCCAAACCACUAUUGAUCCAUCUCUGUUCUAACUACAGCUGGUAAAUGGGGUUAAAACCCAAAUAACCAACCUUUUUAUUUUCGGUCUGAAAUUUCCCCCAAACUCCCCCGCCCUGGGCAGGGCAAGGCGAGCACAAACAGAGAGAGGUGCAAAGUUUUUAAAAGUAGUCACUGAAUUUGAGCUCCUCAAUUGUUGGGAAAUCCAACUUGAUCCUCUCAGGGGUUGUUGUUGUUUUCCUGAGGGUGUUGAUUUCAGCUGGAACGGUGGGUGCCCGGUGCUGUUAUUGGACCUUUCUGAAAACGUGUGCCACUCUUGUAAAAAGAACACCUGCAGUUGUGUUUCUUGCUUCAGCUUAAAGGGUCUCCCCCAUUCAUUUAAAACUCACACUUCCGCCUGGAUUAAAAGAGCUGGGGAUGGGUGGAUAUUUUCCCUAUGUUUUCACUAGGGAUGUAAAUAUCAGUUUAAAAAGUUAACCAGUUAAAAGAUUAAAAUUCUAUCGGUUAACCAUUAACUGAUGUUGCUCUGGCAGGGCAGCAGGGGAUGGGGUCCUGCCAGGACCACUCCAGCCCGCCCGACCCGGUGCCGUGUCCUGCCCAACGUGGCCGGGCCCGCUCCAGGUGUCCCGCCCGGCGCGGCCGGGGCUGGAGUCCUGCUGGCCAGUGCGGCCAGCUGCAGGGGUUAACGGUUAAGGGCCGGUUAACGAUAAGCCUAAUGCUUACCGGUGAACCUUUUACAUCCCUUGUUUUCACCCCCACCCUGUGCAUUUGACAGCACUUCAUGAAACUGAUUUCCGUGGGGCCAGGAUGUCACCCACCGUUCUGCUCCUCUCUGGUCAGUUUGCCUUGUUUUGGGUUUCUCCGUAACAGGAGAGAAAAACCUUUUGUUUCUCCACAAAGGAAAAUGGGGGUGUAAACAUUCACCCAAAUUGGAGAAGGCCCCAGGCCGCAGGGACUGGGGUAGAAACUGCAACCGCUUUCGAUUCUUUUCUUUUACCAGACUCGAUCUCAGGAUAUCUUUGCCCCUUUAACAACCUUCACAUUAACAGUGCCCAGCUUAGGAGCUCGCCCCCAGCCUGUGCUCCGAGAAACAGUGUCCACCCCCGUGCUGCUGUUCGGCGGCCGGCUGCAGCUCUGUCUGCAAAGCCGCGCUGAGCAGGUUUUACAGGGGAGGGUUUGGGCAGUGGGGAAGGAUAGAAAGCGAACUCUGGGAGUUCAGCUCCUUGGGGGAGAUGGCAGGAUCUGCCAUGGGCAGGCCGUCCCUGCCACCUCCUGACUUUCCGCUGUUCCAUUCUCCCUGUGCGUGGGGAGACUGUUGUUUUCUGGUGCUUCUAUUGGCAUGGCAGCUGCUGCCAACAACGUGAACAAUCCGGACAGGACCCCUGCCCGCAACCUGUCCAGCCCCCCUCUUUGAAUUGCAAAUCAACCCCUGCCCUUAAGUUCCAGCUUCAGGAUCCUCCACACAAAAUGUGUUGCAUUGUAGGAGCAACACCUGCCAGUCACCUGAGAGCUGCCCCCCCCUCCCCCGCGUCCUUUGAUUCUCAUUUCCUUCUCCGGCUGUGAACAUCAAAAGGGCUCAGUGACUGUUGCGCAGUUGUUACGUCUCUGCUGUUACCCAGAAACUUGUCGCCAUCUACAGCCAAAUGUGUCAAGAUGCUGAGCGCCCUGGACACAGGACUGGAACGUUAUCCCCCUGUAGAAAACUGGGCCGCGCUAUGGGAUGGGGUCCGCUGGAUCUCUUCGUUAGAUCUUUGAAAUAAAGCAUUCCCCCCCCUCCCCCAAAUUCAGAUUGUUUUAAAUUCCACCCCCCGCCCCUUCUGUAUUUAUUUGUAUAAAGAAAUCUUGGCUUUUCCCCUCCACGCCUGGCUCAGUG